Neltuma alba is the source of this 1014-nucleotide messenger RNA. RefSeq names its product TMV resistance protein N-like. The transcript is spliced from 2 exons. Gene Ontology annotation, biological process: signal transduction; defense response. Gene Ontology annotation, molecular function: ADP binding. NCBI's taxonomy places the organism in Eukaryota, Viridiplantae, Streptophyta, Magnoliopsida, Fabales, Fabaceae. The record is from RefSeq and is a predicted model, not a curated record. The coding region runs from base 1 to 1014 and encodes 337 amino acids.
AUGGAUUUGCAGAGUAGUAGCCAAUCAUCUUCUUCAACAUCAUCUUCAUUAACUUCUGCAAGUAUCUGGAGAAGUGAUCAUGUCGUGUAUCUAAGUUUCAUUUCUGAGGAUACUUGUUCAUUUGUUCGAGAUCUUUCUGACGCUCUAAAUAGAAGGGGUUUGCCUAAUAACGGCUACUCCUGGAAAUCCAUUAAUCCCGACCAACAUCCCUUAGAGAAAUACAAGAUUUAUGUGGUUCUCUUCUCCCAAAAAUAUAUUGUCUCAACUAGCCCCCAGCAGGAACUUGCAGCCAUGGCGGUUGAGUGCAUGAACACACCAGGUCACAGCUUUCUGCCAAUUUUCUACAAGUUAGAUCCGUCUCAAGUACGAAAUAGCUACUUUUUUCAGAAUAUACAAGAGUUUGAACGAGAUUCUCACAAGUUCAUAAAGGUGCAAAGAUGGCUAGCUACCACUGUAUUUACCCAACGUGAAGAUUUGGUCGUACGAGAUGAGACAGUGAUAAAAGACAUUGAUCAAACUCUUAAAGAAAUGGACAAAUCUGGCUCCAUAUCUCCAGUGGAGAUACAAUCUCAUCGUUUUAAAAAAUUAAUACGGCUUUUGGAUUUAAACUCAACCAAUGAUGUUGUCCGAUCCAUAGGGAUUUGUGGAAUGGGAGGAAUAGGCAAAACAGCUCUUGUGAAACAAGUGUUUAACAAGAUCUCCCUCUUUAAUGAUUCAUGUUUCCUUGCUAACGUAAGUGAAUAUGAAUUCUUCAUGGAAAAAGUACUUCUACGUCUAACCUUAAAACAAGAAUGUGUAUAUUCAAUGGACAACAUUUGCAGAAGCCUGGGACAACGUAAGAUGCUUAUAGUUCUUGAUGAUGUUGAUACGAUAGAAAAGUCGAAAUCUUUUCCUAGAAGCAAAGAUGGGUUUGGAAGAGGAAGUAGAAUUAUCAUAAUAUCAAGGGACCAGAACAUCCUUAAGAUGAUCGAAGUUGAUGAAAUUCACAAAGUUGAGCUAUUAAACACGGAGUAA